Molecule: messenger RNA, 2978 nt
Organism: Caenorhabditis auriculariae
Lineage: Eukaryota; Metazoa; Nematoda; Chromadorea; Rhabditida; Rhabditidae
Source: the annotation of a GenBank genome assembly
AUGCGAAUGCACGAUAACUUUAUAACCGGCAUGAGAACUUUUUUCUCCCACAUCUUCCAUCACAGGCGAAAAACUUUGAGGUUCGUCUGAACUUUUUACAGCAUAUUUUUUUGUUUCAGAGAAGUUGUUAUACCGACGCUUUUCGGCGUUACUCUCGGUGUUUUUUUCGGCUUUUUAUUGACCAUUGAAAGUGGUGAUGACGUCAUCGACGCUAUGCGCAUCAUCAAAAGCGGUAGGUAGUUUGAUUUAAUGGAAAGUUCAAAAGGAAAUAAUAUUUUUUCAUCUGAAGCCAGUCUCUACACAGCAGAAACACGUGUUAACCUCCACCAACCGCAUGCUUUUUUUUUUUUUAAAUUCUUGCAAGACCAUUUUUAGUUUACAGCCAGCUGUUAAUCAAGUAUACAAAGUUACAAAAAUUUUAAAAAUUAGUUUUACUUAAAAAGAUGUUUCAAAAAUCGACGUCCCCGCAGUACAAGAUAAAUUACUUAUGAAAGGGUGGAGACCCGGAAAUCGCCUGUUUUUAUUAGACACUAAGAAUAACUGCCGAGAUAAACGCGAGACGAUGGCGGUACAUUGACGAACUCGCAAACAUCUCGCACUUUUUCUCGCGCCGGUCUCGAAUUUUUCUGGGCGCGAGCUCGCAUUUCUCUCGCAAUUUGAAAGUUUCCGAAAUGCAAGAUAAAUGCGAACUUCUCCAAUUUUUGGAAUUUUGUAGAAGAAGCAGAGAGCAAUCGCAAUUUCGGAUUACGAUGCGUCAUCAUAAUCCAUCCUCAAUCAGCGGUACAUGAAAGCGGCCUCAAUUUUUUUAAGGAUUUUUAUUUUAGAAGCCAACGAACAUCGUUCAGGCGAUGCGCGACGGCUUCACCAAGGAGUGCAAUGAAACUCUGUUUUUCACCACAGACGAAGCACUUUUCAAACAGUUGAAUCGUUCGUUUCUUUAAUUACAAAGUAUCAUCAUUAUCAUGGAGGAACUCGCUAAAUCUAGAAAGGAAAUGAUUUGAUUUUAGUGCGGAAAAAUUCGAAAAUUUUUAUCGUCGGGACUGUUUCAUUAAAUGGUUCGAAAUUUCCUUUUUUGUGAGAGGAAAUGUGUCGUUCAAAAGCUUAGAAAUCAUUUUUUUUUCAGUUCAAGAGAAACUUUUUUUAGGCAGUUUUGGUUGAAAAAUUCAAGGUACAAUUGUGAAUAGAAUUUAAUGAAACAAUGUCGUAUCCAGUUUUGAUUCUGGAAAUUCAGAUCUUCAUCCCAUAGUGUACAUCGAUUCUUUCUCCAAUGAGUUCUUUUGGAACUUCUAUCAAAAAGUGAUGGAGUUCUCUUCUGCGGUUUGUUUCUUUUUUUUCUAAUUUUCAAGCGAAUGAAUUUAUAGGACCCUAUGCAAUGGACUUAUAUCGGCGACGAGCAGACUUACCUCAUGGUGGCGAACUUACGGAAAACUUUGCGAAAGUUCAACUCGAGGGAGAACAUUCUUCUUGGACGCAUCACCACGUCUAAGUGAGGAAAUUGAAAUUUCAUGACUGUUUUACGAAAAUAGUUAAGGGUUCUUUUUUCCUGGAAUUGAUCUUUCUAAACUUUUUUUUCUCUUUCAGUUUUUCAUUUUCGACCAGAGUGAUUGCAGGUCGUUCCUGGCCUAUCUAUUCCCGCUUUUGUCUUUCGAAAAGGUGUUGGUUCAGUCGGGCAUCGUCGUUUCCAGCGGAGCAUUGGACAAACUCGUCUCUUGUCGGUAGGUCCUAUUUUUGUGGUUGAACAGAGAAAAUGUUAGUUUUGGGAGCGCAUUUCAAAUCGCUUUUUAUCAAUUGAAUUUAUUUUUUAUCGUUUUAUUGGAAUGAAAUAAAUAGUAUUUUGAAAAAGAUUAGUUAAAUUGAUACAGUCCCAUUUAGGGUUGGAUGUGUCAGUUUCAAGAGUUCUUACUUAACUAGACCAGGGCCAAUGACUGUCUCUUAUAAUCACGUUGGUAUAAAUAAAAAAUACCUUUUUUUCUAACAUUUUUAUUCCAUUUUCUUUCGGCAUGAGUUCGAUGGGUUCGAGAGAUGGAAAACUUUUUCUCGGCUUCGUUAACAUGAAACAGCGGUGAGAGAGAGAUCUCUGUUUAAAUUUAUCAACUCUCCUCACCUCUGUGUCAAAUCUGGUCGUCGCGGGCAUGAUGGAAAUAGAAGAAGAAGAGAGAAAAACGAAAAAGCGUGAUGAACUCUUACUCUCGCUUAUUGCAAUUAGGAAUUUAAAGUCCACAAAACCGACUUUCUCCAAAACGUCCAUAUUCAGACUAUUCUGGCUUCCUCGCUCUACAGAGUCAGCCCUUUACAUGUGCGGCAAGUACGAGGGCCUGGAGAUGAUAGAUCCGGUCGAUGAGGUUUCAUCAAACGGUUUCAGACGUGAAACAUCAAUUUUUGAGGAAGGAAUGCACAUGUUGAACGACAAGCCACCGUCGCAGCUCAUAGCAAAAGAGAAAUCUUUCUUUUCCUCUCUGGUUAGUUGUAAAUGUUACUUUUCCUUUUCGACCAUUUGUGCAGGUUUCUUCGAAUUCGACCUGUUGUUCGGAUAGCGCAAUAACUUUUGGCCAAACAUCUGUAAAUGAAAUGCGAGUCAUCGAGUAUGGCAUUCAUUUCCGGGUUUUCGGGAAAGCUGGUCAGUUUUUGGUGUCGCGUUCGAAUUAAUUGCACAAUAUGCGGCUAAAAAUACCAGUGAGUUUCCUGGAAGGUAAUUUAGUACGCUUCAGUGACCGUAUAAUUUAACAGCCUUAUUUUUGAUUUAAAAAGUUCGGACAACUUAAUUUUGUUAUUUUAUUAUGGAGAAUAACGGAGCAGAUUAUUCAGGAUAUUCGGUCGUGGACAAGCCAUCGACUACCAGCACCAUUUCUACCACGACAACUGAAACCACCAUCAGCCAAAUAGAUACAAAAAUGUCUAUCGUUGCUUCCUCUUCAGUUGGACACCACAACUACCCUCUCCCCAAACGAGUCGAACCUGUUCUACGUGGAAGAAAUUGA